Messenger RNA from Eupeodes corollae, 3332 nucleotides. RefSeq names its product ribosome quality control complex subunit NEMF homolog (gene Clbn). The transcript is spliced from 4 exons. The record is from RefSeq and is a predicted model, not a curated record. The coding region runs from base 121 to 3180 and encodes 1019 amino acids. Gene Ontology annotation, cellular component: RQC complex. NCBI's taxonomy places the organism in Eukaryota, Metazoa, Arthropoda, Insecta, Diptera, Syrphidae. Gene Ontology annotation, biological process: ribosome-associated ubiquitin-dependent protein catabolic process; rescue of stalled cytosolic ribosome. Gene Ontology annotation, molecular function: tRNA binding; ribosomal large subunit binding.
UGUAAUAAUUUCUGCAAAUCGAAAGUGUAAAAUUUUAUAAUUGCAAAAGAAUUUCUUUAAAUUUUGUAAUGUUAAAUCUUUAUUUAAUUUCCACUUAAAGUAACACAAAAAAAAAACACAAUGAAGACAAGAUUCAAUUCCUUUGACAUCGUUUGCGGUGUCACCGAGUUACAAAAACUCGUUGGACUACGUGUUAACCAAAUUUAUGACAUCGAUAACAAAACUUUCCUAAUUCGUCUGCAACAACACGAAACAAAAUGUGUGCUCCUGUUGGAAUCCGGAAUUCGGUUUCACACCACUGCCUUCGAAUGGCCCAAGAACAUGGCCCCGUCCGGAUUCAGCAUGAAACUCCGAAAGCAUCUGAAGAACAAACGCCUCGAGAAGCUGACUCAGCUGGGUGUCGAUCGUAUUGUAGAUUUUCAAUUUGGUAUGAAUGAAGCUGCCUAUCAUAUAAUUUUGGAAUUGUACGACAGGGGUAACAUCAUUCUCACCGAUCACGAGAUGAAUAUUUUGUACAUACUUCGCCCUCACUACGAAGGUGAAGAGGUUCGCUUUGCGGUGAGAGAGAAGUACCCUACUAACCGAGCGAGAGAAGCUUCAGAAGACCUCACCGAGGAGAAAGUUAAGGAAGUUCUUGCUUCGGCAAAAGCUGGAGACAAUCUAAGAAAGAUUCUAUUCCCGUAUCUGGACUGUGGCCCAACAGUCAUAGAACAUGUCCUGGUAAAGAACUCCCUCAUCGACUGUGUUUUCAAGGGAUCCGCAGAUAAUGCAGAAGACAAUGAAACGGACAAAGCUGACCAAAAAAAGACUCGCAAGCAAAAGAAAAAGGAAGCGGGUUCUGCAAAUGCUCGCCCAUUUGACAUGGAAGCCGAUCUGCCCAAACUCAUGGUAGCUAUCCAAGAUGCCAAUGCAAUUCUCAACGAAGGGCGAACUCUCCCUCCCAAAGGAUACCUUAUUCAAAAGAAAGAAGCAAAACCCACUGAAGCAGGAGAACCACAAGAGUUUCUGUAUCAGAACAUCGAGUAUCAUCCUUACAAGUUUGAGCAAUUUAACGGCCAACCUUGCGCUGAGCAUGAGUCGUUCAUGUUCGCAGUAGAUGAGUUCUAUUCGACAUUGGAGGGCCAGAAAAUCGACAUGAAGACACUGCAUCAGGAGCGAGAGGCUUUAAAGAAACUCUCCAACGUCAAGAAGGAUCAUGCCAAGCGUCUUGAAGAACUCACAAAAGUCCAAGAGGUUGACAAACAGCGUGCCGAACUGAUCACUCGCAAUCAAGCACUCGUGGAUAAUGCCAUUUUGGCCAUCCGCAGUGCCAUUGCCAAUCAGAUGUCCUGGCCAGAUAUUCACGAACUGGUCAAGGCGGCCCAAACAAAUGGUGAUCCAGUUGCGAGCACCAUAAAGCAGUUGAAGUUGGAAAUAAACCAUAUAUCCUUGCUACUUGCUGAUCCCUAUAGAGUUCAGCCUUACGAUGAUGAGGAUGAGGAAGAAGAUGAAGAAGAAGAUGAUGACUACAUACCAACCAUGGCUGUGGAUGUUGAUCUUGCCCUUUCGGCUUGGGCAAAUGCUAGAAAGUUUUACGAUCAAAAACGCAAUGCAGCCAAGAAGGAACAAAAGACAAUCGAUGCUUCGCAAAAGGCUCUUAAAUCAGCCGAGCGGAAGACUCAGCAAACGUUGAAGGAUGUCCGAACUAUAUCGACCAUUUCCAAGGCGAGAAAGGUUUACUGGUUUGAGAAGUUCUAUUGGUUCAUCAGUUCGGAGAAUUAUCUUGUUAUUGGCGGACGUGAUGCACAGCAAAACGAAUUGAUUGUUAAAAGGUACAUGCGUCCAACAGACAUCUACGUGCACGCCGAGAUUCAGGGUGCUUCAAGUGUGGUUAUCAGAAAUCCAACCGGAGCCGAGGUCCCUCCUAAAACACUCCUAGAGGCCGGUACCAUGGCUAUAUCGUAUAGUGUUGCUUGGGAUGCCAAAGUUGUGACGAAUGCUUAUUGGGUUAAGAGUGAUCAAGUAAGUAAGACGGCGCCAACCGGUGAGUACCUUGGCACUGGCAGCUUUAUGAUUCGAGGUAAGAAAAACUUCCUGCCACCAUGUCAUUUGAUCUUGGGUCUGAGUCUGCUGUACAAGCUCGAGGACAGUUUCAUUGAGAAGCAUCGUGGCGAAAGAAGAGUGCGCACCUUCGAUGAUGAUGGAGCAGCUGCAGAUAAACUUAAAGAAAUGACCAUUGAAAAUGAGCAACUAGAACCGGUUGCAGAAGAUGUUGAAAUUGAGCUUGAAGCUUCCGACAAUGAAGACUCAAAGAAAAACGACGACGAUGAAGUAGUGAAGAAAUCCCCGGAGAGUAGCGACAACGAAGAUGAUGGUAAAUACGCUUUCCCCGAUACUGAAGUCAAAGUCGAUCACGCUACUGGAGAAGUUAUAGUGCGACUUCAUUCGCAAGUCGAGCCAACAACUCCUCUUGUAAUAGAACGUAUCUCUAAGGAUGAGGAUGAGGAGAAACCAUUUAUUAUUCCAGCGGUUGCUCCUCGCAAGAAACAACAACAAAACGCCAAGAAACGCAAGGAAGAAAAAGUAAACCAGCAACAGCAAAAACAACAACAGCAGAUCAACCACCAGAAGGAGGAAAAUCAAUCCUCAAAUCAAAUGAAGCGAAGACAACGCGGAAAAUUGAAGAAAAUCAAGUCCAAAUACAGGGAUCAAGAUGACGAGGAACGUCAACUUCGAAUGAACAUACUUAAAUCGGCUGGAACUGAAAAAGCAAAGAUUGAUUCGAAUAAAAUGGAAGAGGAUACGAAUAAGUUAAACAAAAUGAAGCGUCAAUUCGAGCCGAAACAACCGAGCAACGUUGACGGUGAGGAUGAAACUGAAGAUGUGACUGUGAGUGCAGAUGUCGAUAUGUUGGAUUCUCUCACUGGAAUACCUUUCGAGGAGGAUGAAUUGUUGUUUGCUAUUCCCGUUGUAGCUCCCUAUCAGGCUUUGCAUAAUUAUAAAUUCAAGGUAAAGCUUACUCCAGGAACUGGAAAACGUGGUAGGGCCGCGAAGACAGCUAUCUUGAUGUUCUCAAAGGACAAAUCGUGCACAGUCAGAGAAAAGGAUUUGCUUAAAGGAAUCAAAGAUGAACAACUAGCUCGGAAUAUGCCUGGAAAAGUCAAGCUAUCCGCACCACAACUUCAAAAGUAUAAGAAAUAAAUUUAAAAAAUGAGCGGAGAUUUUCAGUUUGAUUCAAGUUCGCAUUUAUUGAGAAUAAAAAAAAGAAGAUUUCAGUGAAUUUGCUUCAGUUGGGACAUGUUUUAAAUACACAUAUAGUUUAAUAAAUAUUAAAUGUAUAUAAAAUGUUAAAA